Molecule: messenger RNA, 1320 nt
Organism: Dermacentor silvarum
Lineage: Eukaryota; Metazoa; Arthropoda; Arachnida; Ixodida; Ixodidae
Exons: 7
Coding region: 45-1304 (419 amino acids)
Biological process (GO): protein processing
Cellular component (GO): plasma membrane
Molecular function (GO): metalloendopeptidase activity
Source: RefSeq, a predicted model, not a curated record
AGUUCGUGAACGAGAAGGCAGCGGGCUCCGGGCGACCACUCAAAAUGAGCAUCGGAGUCUUCUCCAACUACACGGGCAUUUCGACAGGCCGGUGGAAGCAGCUGUUUGCUCGGUUCGGCUUCUCCGAGUACGCCGUGAACGAGCACGUGACCGCGGAAGAGCAGGCUCUAGCCCUGGUGGCCUACCUGUCGCGUCCCAAGCAGAGCUUGGCCAUGCGGCGGGUGCUCGCCUGGAACGUCCUCCGCUACCUGGUCGGACCCAAGGCGGACGUCGUGGCCGCUCUAAACUGGACCCGGGGUGUAGAAGACGAUUCACCCAAGGACGCGGUUCGGCCAACGCCGGAGACGAAGUGUCAGCGACUGGUAGAGAGGCUGAGUAGUGUGCCGCACAGGGUCCUCGACUUAUUCGAAGGCAAGGAGGCAGUGCCCGCAGCGACCAUCUCGGACGUGACAGGCCUCAUGGCACAGCUUCAGGACGCCGUUGCGUCCAUCUUCAAACCCGGUGCACCGAACGGCAGCUCCAUGGCGGCAGAAGGGGACUCGGCGCCUUCUACAGCAGCCAGUUCUACUUCACAGAGCUCGGCUGGAACUACGUUUGAGGGAGCCGUGGGGGCCGGAGGAAGCUUCCCCCGGCGUUGGUUGCGCCGCCUCCGCGCAUGGCACGUCCUCCCUCCGCUGGCGCAGGCGCUGCUUCCGGCGAUGACGUCAACGGUCAGAGUUGACUCACCCACCACCUUCUUCCGGCCACCUUUCUACGUUCAGCGAGCACCGCCGGCAUACAACCUCGCCGCAGUGGGUCAGAUCAUCGCCCAGGCCCUGGCGCAUGAGCUGGUUGAGCAGCGCCAUGCCAAUCCAGCCGUCGGAGAGCGCUGGCGUAGCUUCUGGGAGAGCAACGACGCCGCCGACGACGACAGCAUGUACUGCCUGCACGCCGAUCACAACAAGAACGACACCUGGCGGCAACACAGACUCAACGAAAGCGAGCUCGCGGACAGGGCGAGCCUAGACGAAGUCCUGGGUUCCAGGAUAGCCUACUUGGCCUUCCAGAGAACCCGCCGUGCCAACGCCGGGGGUGGCCAUCCGACGGCGGAGCUGCCGGGAGUGAAUCUCUCGAGCAAGCAGUUGUUCUUCGUCAUGCACUGCGCACUCGGCUGCGCCAUGGGAGGGGACCGAGAUCCCGUCCGAAGCCCGGCUGACCACCACCAACGCUGCAUGGUCGUGUACCGGACGCGAAAGCGUCUGCUCGACCGACCCUGCGCACAGCUCGCUGGUGGAAGCGUUCCGAACGAUUGCCGCUACAUAUAAGCUGCGAUUAAAGACA